AUGGGGGAGCAAAGCCAUGAAAAAGAUCAUGAUGAAGCGCACUCCUACAAUCCAUUCGUUCGCUCUGCCGUUGAAUACGAUGCUGACACACGCCUCCAAAUGGCAGAAAAUGCGGCAUCUGCAAGAAAACUAUUUGUAUCGUCUGCCCUCAAAGAUAUUAUCGUGAAUCCUGAAAACUUCUAUCAUGAUUUCCAGCAAUCUGCACAGAUGGCGGAGGAUGCUAAUCAGAGACGACAGGUGUCAUACAACACGAAACGAGAGGCUCAUAUUCAUCAGCUAAAAGCGCAAGGAUUGCCUCUGCCGUCAAAUAUACCAAUGAUCGAGAUUAACCCAACUAGAGUAACCCUCAAUAUGGAGUUUGAAUCCCAAUACUAUUCACUAAUGACCAGUGACAACGGGGAUCACGAGAAUGUCGCGUCAAUCAUGGCAGAAACUAACACCCUCAUUCAACUUCCCGAUCGUUCUGUCGGAGGAACUACACCUGAUCCAUUUGCACAGCAAGUAACCAUCACUGGAUACUUUGGUGACGUGGAUAGAGCACGAAUGUUGAUGAGAAGAAACUGUCAUUUUACAGUUUUUAUGGCACUGUCAAAAAUGAAGAUGCCACUUCACGAACUUCAGGCACAUGUCAGACAGAACCCCAUUCAAAAUGUGGAAAUGUCUUUCGUCGAUGCUCCAGAAAAGAAUGGAAUCGUCACAACCUAUCUUCGUAUCACCGCCCGCGAAAAGAAUCAGCAUGAACUGAUCGAAGCUGCAAAACGACUGAAUGAAAUACUUUUCCGCGAGUCUCCGGCACCGGAGAAUAAUUUCACUCUCCAUUUCACAUUGUCAACAUACUACGUGGAUCAAGUUCUUGGAAGUUCAUCGACGGCGCAACUCAUGCCUGUAAUCGAGAGGGAGACAACGACAAUAAUUAGUUAUCCAUGUUACAAUAAUCGAAACGAAACUCGUGGAAAUAUUUAUGAAAUUAAAGUUGUUGGGAACAUUGACAAUGUUCUUAAAGCCAGGAGAUACAUAAUGGACCUCCUUCCUAUUUCGAUGUGUUUCAACAUUAAAAAUACUGAUAUGGCAGAACCGAGCAGAGUUUCUGAUCGGAACAUACACAUGAUUAUUGAUGAGAGUGGGAUUAUUCUUAAAAUGACUCCUUCCGUGUAUGAGCCCGCGGAUCUACUGUCAGGAGAGGUUCCGUUGAACUGUGCCAGUCUUCGUUCGAAGGAGUUUAACAUAAAGAAGCUGUACACCGCUUAUCAAAAAGUUCUCUCGAAAAAAUUUGAUUUCAUUGCUCCACAACCAAAUGAUUAUGACAACUCCAUCUGGCAUCAUUCUCUUCCGGCAAACUUUUUGAAAAAUUUCAAUAUGCCGUGUCGGGGUGAACUUUCUGAUGGUUCAAACGGUCGUCGUCAUAGAAGCUCAUCAAUAGCUUCUUCUCGUUCCAAACACAGUUACAUGAGCAAAGGAAAACAAUUUUCUGAGUCGUCUGGGGGUCCAUCAAGGUCUCACACAAGAGUAUCUUCGUUUUCCGAAAAUUCAUCAACCGUCCCUAUUAUGCAAUUUCCAACGCCACAUUUUGCACCACCAAUGUUAACUCCUCAUCAUCACAUGCUGAAAUACGUCUAUUUGCAGCAACAUCAGCAAGCUCAGACAUUUUUGAAAGGUGCAGCUGGAUUACAUCCUGGCACACAUAUCAUGUUCCCUCCACCGAUCAUCGUCGAUGGAUCCUUUGUGUCUGCUCUGCCAUUUGCGGAUCCUGUAGUAUUUGAUGGUUUUCCUUAUGUCCACGGAUUGUUUCCGGUAAAUGAAGCCGAACAACACAGAAAUCACCGUGAAUCAUCACCAUCUCUACGAUCAACACAAGAAAUCAGAAAACCGUCUAGAAACAUGGGAAAUCGACCAUCAUCGAGCACAGGUUCUUAUUAUCCAUCGACAACACCUCGUCAACGUGUUUACGAACAAGUUCGAGAAGAUGAUCUUCGUUCACAUAUUGGUUCAAGAAGAACAUCAGUGAAUGGAGACGAUCAGAAUGUUGAAAGCAUGCACGACCAAGGAUAUGAAAGACAGUACCCACGACAGCAUCAAAGACUUCAGAAGGAUGAUCAACAACGCUGGAAGACAGGAAGUCGUGGAGAUAUUCACUCAAGUAGAACAAUUAAUGUGCACAGAGACGUUCGCAAUUCCAAUGAAUACGACUUUCAUGUGGGAAAUUCUGGGCCAGCUAAGAGGUCCCCGUCUUUGGAACAAGUACAAUUGCAAAUGACACACCACUUGAAGUUGAAAUCGAAUGAUGUUGAUUUGGAUCAUGAAAAGCUUUAUAUGCAUGAGUCACCGCACAAUGAUUCUGAUACUACAGUUUCUGCAAGUGGCUUCGGAAAUGAUUUAAUGGAUGGAGACUUUGUUCAGAGAUUCCUAUCCAAUGCAAAUAUCAAUGAAUCGGGAAGAAGACCAAGAACAGUUAGCUGUUUUACCGAGAAAGAUGGUCAAUCCGCCCGAUACAUCGAUUCUGAUGGUGCAUACAGCGUUGUUGAUCAUGCAUCCACACAUCAAUCUCGUUCAUAUGAUAGCUUCAGAAAAGUUGGCGACAACGGAGUCACAAAAACCAUAUUGGAACCACGUGCUCGAGUAGAGAAAGAUUAUGGCAAAAUAAGCCUAGAACACAAGACGAAAUACUCAAAUGAGUACGGUGAUGAAGAGAAGUCAGCAGAAAAUGAUACGUCUUCGUUGGGAUCUAGACAAUACAGAAUUGAUCCAAUGAAGUUAAUAGCUAGUGUUCGUGAAUCGAGUGAGCAACUACCACGUAUUCAUGAAAGGCAGUUUAGCGAUGUUCUGAAUGAAAAAGAAAAAGAGAUCGCCGACAAAAGUAUUGAAUCUACAGUAACCCAAGAUCUUUCGUUAGACGAAACAUCUACAUAUUGAGAAAUCGGGAUUUUUCCAAUAGCUUCUUCUACUUCUUACAUCAAUUUUCGCUAUAUAUGAACCCUAUUUGUGCAUAUCGUAUACGGCUCCAUCAAUUUUUAUCUUACAAACCAUCCAUUUGCCUGUCGAGAAUAUCUUUGUAUCCACGGGACUUAUACGACUAGGCCGAUGGUUGGUGCUUAGCCUUCACAGUUCUACACUUAUUUUAACCGAAAUUAUUUUCCAAUUCUUCCCGUAUUAUUUCAUUGUUGUCACCUCUUCGUUCGUCAUUUUUCUAUCUUUUCAUUCCUUUUGCAGACGUUGGAAGCAUAGGUAACAUGAAAAAUUAAAUGAAUUCACAAUGAAAUUCAGAAUUUUCGUGCAUCUAUACUUCCAAUUGCAAUUUAUGGCACUGUCGAUGUUCCCUUCCCUAUAUUUAAUGUUCUUCCUUUUUUCUCCCAUAAUUCCCAGUUGUUUUUGAUCGCAAUAUUGUCCCGGGUCCCAUCAUAUCUAGGUUUGUUUCAAUGUAUUCCAUCUUUCCUUUCUUUUUUCAUCACUUCAUAUACACUACCACUUUUAUUGUCUUUUCUUUUUUUUUCGUCAUUCAACUAGGAUUUCAUUAGCAGUUUAUCCCAAUUUCCUCUACAGUUCUGUUUAUAAAUGAAAGAAUUGCGG
Messenger RNA from Caenorhabditis elegans, 3564 nucleotides. RefSeq names its product Defective in germ line development protein 3 (gene gld-3). The transcript is spliced from 20 exons. NCBI's taxonomy places the organism in Eukaryota, Metazoa, Nematoda, Chromadorea, Rhabditida, Rhabditidae. The record is from RefSeq and is marked reviewed. The coding region runs from base 1 to 2910 and encodes 969 amino acids. Gene Ontology annotation, cellular component: cytoplasm; perinuclear region of cytoplasm.